Branchiostoma belcheri (Belcher's lancelet) is the source of this 651-nucleotide messenger RNA. RefSeq names its product NADH dehydrogenase [ubiquinone] 1 alpha subcomplex subunit 12-like. The transcript is spliced from 4 exons. Gene Ontology annotation, biological process: mitochondrial respiratory chain complex I assembly; response to oxidative stress. NCBI's taxonomy places the organism in Eukaryota, Metazoa, Chordata, Leptocardii, Amphioxiformes, Branchiostomatidae. The record is from RefSeq and is a predicted model, not a curated record. Gene Ontology annotation, cellular component: membrane. Bases 1 to 540 code for a protein of 179 amino acids.
AUGACGUCAUAUUCGGGAAACCGAUCAGUGCCCGGUUGCUCGGUGAGGCUUUCGGCAAUCUUCGGAAUCGCUCGGCCUCCCUGCGUCGGGGUCAAGAUGGCGGGGUUCAUCAGUCCUUACGUCAAUCUUGUCCGGAACGCGUUUAGCGUCAUGAGACACAACGGCGGGGUCAUAGGAUCCGUGUGGACACUGUUAAGAGCGGGAGACCUGCGGGAAGGCACCCUGGUAGGGGUGGACCAGUUUGGCAACAAGUACUUCGAGAACAAGAAGUAUUUCUAUGCCCGGCAUCGGUGGGUGGAGUUUGGAGACAAGCAGAAGAGCUGGUGGGAGCCAGAUGCUAGCCAGAUCCCACCAGAAUGGCACCGCUGGAUACACUGCAUCGGAGAGCACCCCCCAACUGAAGUGCCUCUCACCAACCCCAAAUUCAAGCAGGAACAUCGCAUCAACUUUUCAGGGAACAGCAAGGAGAACUAUGUUCCCUACACCACCACGCCCCCCAAGAUAGAGAGCUGGCAGCCCCCCAAGAACACCCCAUCAUAAAUGUGUGACAGAAAAAAAACCCCUAUAGAUUAUCACUUCCAUGACUGGACUUUCUUGUGUAAAUCUGUGAACAUGUUUUGCCUGAAACAGAGAUAAACUUGUCAGAAAGUU